Trypanosoma grayi is the source of this 3396-nucleotide messenger RNA. RefSeq lists its product as hypothetical. Lineage: Eukaryota; Euglenozoa; Kinetoplastea; Trypanosomatida; Trypanosomatidae. The coding region runs from base 1 to 3396 and encodes 1131 amino acids. The transcript has a single exon. The record is from RefSeq and is a predicted model, not a curated record.
AUGAUGGAGAUAUGCAGUAGCAGCAACCGAGACGUUGCAGGGAAGAACACAACUCUACAUUAUAAGAAGAAGACUGACAGGACUCGGACUCCCAUUACUGCUGCUUCUGCCGCUGUUACAGAGGCGGCUAGCGCACACGACAGACAAGGCAAUGCAAAGUUAGUAUCCAUGAGGGCUGUCGAUAAAACUCCAAACACACGUGGACACUCGUCAUCUCCGCCACGGCCGCCCAAACGUCGGGUGCGGUGGCCACCCACUGCUGCUGUGGAGGAAACAGGGGCGGCACACAGGAAGAACGUAGGUGCAGGCGCUGAGGGUGUCAACAUGAGCAGCUGCAGCAGCAGUUGCAGCAAACCAGUGCAAGGUGGCUCUGUGAGGAAGUACUUAGUUGCGCAAUACGCACCGAAGGCCGCAACGAGCACCAGCAGGUUUAUCAAUAAUAACAACAACAGCAACAUUAGCAACGUGAGCGGCAAUGCCAAGACUCCAGGCAAGGAGAGGGAAGUGAAGCAUGCAGUCGUGACGUUUCGGCGAAGUGCGACGGUGUCCGCACCGAACGGUCGCUCUUCUGGUAUUGCUUUCUCACGGCAUCAGCAACAACACCAACAACAGCAACCGCUACUCCAGCAGCAGCAGCAGAUGUAUCGGCGGGCGCGCUCUUACACAUGCGCUGCGGCGCCGUUUUCUUUCAACCCGGUGUGCGCUGCAGAGACUUCACCGCAGCCAAAGCAGUCACAACAGCAGCAGACGCUGUGCACGCCACAGCAACAGAGACAGAGGCGUGAAAAGUCGCCCUUUACCGCGUCCCCCGCAAGUAGAGCCGCACCAGGGCUCUCUCCUGCAUCAAAAAAGGUUGCGCUCUUGCCCACACGCGGGGGAAAGGCGAGGGGCGGCGAGACUGGUGUCGCCCGACCGCUGCUGCUGCUUCGGCCGCCCUCGCUGAGGCCCAAGCAGCAGGGCACGCCGGCACCACUGCGUGGGGGUGCGACGUCGCUGCAGCCGUGGUACAUGCGCCUUGCCUCCUCCACACAGUACGGCGUCUCACCUACGCAACGGGAGCGAUCAGUGGCAACGACCACAACUCCAACAAACCUCAGGAAUGCAUUAGCAGCAGCGGCAACAAGACCGCGCGCGGCUGUGCGGACGGCGUCUGUGCCGCUUUUUCCAACGUCUACAGUGGUCUCACACCGUGCGCAGAGCAGUGAGCUCGUGGAGGGGCGCCGCAGCAAGUUUCAGCAGCAGCAGCAGCAGGGGAAAGUCUCAGCGAAGCCCAAGGCGCAACACACAGUCACGAUGUCAAGAACCCGUAUGGUGCGGCAGCCGAGUGGAACAAAGGUAUCUGCGCCGAGGCAAAGUGCCAGUGGGGCCGCCGAGCAGUGCGGCAAGAUGACGCGAGCGGCAGUGACGACAACGGAGGUUGUUGCGGGGCAACGAACGGGCAGUCUUGGGGCGCGCCUGCGCACCUCAUCCUCUCAGGUUGCUGCCGGUAGUCGUAGCAGUGGCCUUGUACGCACAUCCUCCGUAUUUCCUCCAAAAAACCAACAGCAGCAGCAGCAGCAGCGCGAGAAGCCGGCGUCGCAGGUCAAGACGGGUGCACGAAGUGCGGCGGCGCAGCGCGGCGCAUCACGGCAGAAGCCGCUUCUCUCGAGGAGUCCAAUGGCGGCUCGUUCAACGAACAGUACACUCGUCCGAGAGGCGGCGACGCGGCAGAAGGAGCGGCAGCACACCCAGCAGCAGCACGAGCAGCUGGCGGCGGAAGUGCAACAUCUGCCGCGAGCCACAUGGAUGGCGAUGCGGCGGGAACUGCAGCGUCUAGUUGAAGUCCGCGCGAAACGUGCGGCAUUGAAGGUCGAAUCGGAUGCAGCAGUGGCAGCAGCAUUGGGGGUCUCACUGUCCGAUAGUGGUGAUGCUGUCGGUGAUGACAAUAGCAGGGAAUCGCGACCAAAGUCAGGCAAAUAUCGCGAGGAAAAAGGAGAAGUAGAUCAGCAACAGGAGCAGGCAUCCGAAGGGACUCAGGGCAGUAACGUCACUGAUGGGCGCAGGUACCGCCGCAGCCGAACGAGUGAGACACGCCAGGAACACAUACGCAUGCAGCAGGGCUUCUCGUCGCCGUACCGCGGGCCAAGCCACCGUGAUGUGGCAGCAGCAGCAGCAGCAGCAACAGAACAGAAGGCGCGGCCUGUGGAACGGCGCGGCACUGGGCCCAUCUCGCUGCCACGGCGCCCCCUUCCCACUCCUGCUGCUGCUGAUGCAGAGGAUGGAGGAAAUGAAUUUGUGUGUGUAACGAUANCGCUGUUUAGCGACGACGACGGCGACAGCGGCGGCGGUGGCGACGGCAGUGACAAGAACAAAGAUGAUGGGUGCCGCUGCGUCAAGAGGUCUUACGGCAAUGGCAGUCGUUCCCCAUCGAUUCGGCCGCCAAGUGAGCCGUUUAACGCCGUCACCGCCACGGCGUCCUCCGCCUCACCUUUGGCCCGCCACACUUUGUUGGGGGGCGCUGCGUCGUUGCCGCUGGUGCAGGUGCUGCGACAGUCAUCGUCGUCUGUCGCCUCCUCCUCGUCCUCCUCCUCUUCCUCGUCCGUGGCAUCGCCACCACCGAAGCAGCAAGCAGAGAAGCAUAGCGUGAAUCAGAAGCAACCGAAGGCCAAGAAAAAAGCACCCGCGUUGAAUUUCUGUCGUACACGCAGCCCGCGCCGCCUGCCACACGUCGGUACGCCUUCUGGGCGGGAGGUGGCCGAGAGGCCGAUGCGCCGCUCCAGCUCUGCAAUGCUGCUGGGGAGCCUCUGGGGCGGUGGUGGCGGCAACAUCGGCGGCGGCAGUAGCAGUGACGGUGCGGUGGUGCUGUCCUCUGACAUGCUCGUUGCGCUGUACGCCACCAUGCACGGGACGGCGGACCACGGCGACGCCAACAAUCUCCGCUCGUUUGAGCGUAUGCGCUCUGGCAAGAGUAGUCGCAACGGCAGUCUCAUGGGUCGUGGGGGCAGGAGACGUAGUCUUCCGCAGAGCGCCACUACGCGAAUGUUGCUGUUCAGUGACGCUUGCACAACGGGUCCCAGCAGCGUCAGCACUGCAGCAGCAGCAGCAGCAGCAGGAGCAGGAGCAGGAGCAGGAAAGACGCGGUCAGCGAGUGCUGGCAACAUGGGCGCCAACAAGCGAGGUGCACCGCUGCGUUCUAAAACCAGCAGCAGCGAGGUGUACUACGAUACUGUUGGGAGUGCGGAUACCAGCGUCGUCUUGUGUGGGCGGUCUGUGAAUGUGGAGCAGAAGAGUCGCAGCCACAGCAAGCGGCCGAAGGGCAGUUGUGACAAGGGUGGCUGCCCCGCCCCGACGAAGCCGGCGGCAGUGGUAAAGAGCAGCGGCGGUGCUAAGACGAGGAGCCAGUCGCGGGUGGUGUAG